Poecilia latipinna (sailfin molly) is the source of this 1292-nucleotide messenger RNA. RefSeq lists its product as uncharacterized. The transcript has 3 exons. The record is from RefSeq and is a predicted model, not a curated record. Bases 229 to 996 code for a protein of 255 amino acids. Lineage: Eukaryota; Metazoa; Chordata; Actinopteri; Cyprinodontiformes; Poeciliidae.
GAGGCCCAGGGUGGAGGAGAAUAUAUCAUCCGCUUCAACAGGAUCCCAUCGGUUGAGUUUGUUGUGCUUGUGAAGGGCCAGAACAACAACGGCGUCUCCAGAGCUUCUUCAGGGAUCUUCCAGAGACAGUCGGCCACCAGCCUGAGAGCCUCUGGUCUCACUGUCACUGCUGAUGACUUAAAUACGGUGUUGGAGCCAGGAACACCUCGAUCAGUUUCUUUCUCUGUGAUGACAACUGGUGAAGGAGGAAGCUUCACCAUUCGAGCCACCAAUGACCAAGGCUUUACUUUAUCUUUCCCCUCCAGUUUACAGCUGGAUCCUGGAGUUAGUGCUAAUGGCUCAGUGAGCAUCACAGCUCCUGCCGACACUCCAUCCGGUACUGGUGUCACCUUGACCAUUGAGGCCGUGGCUCCUGGAGGUGCAGACAGCAACUAUGAUGUCCUGCGUCUAACCGUCCUUUCAAAAGUGACUGAUUUCACUCCACCAGUGUGCCAGCUGCUCAGCCUGCAGUCCAACUGCUCUGACAACUGCAGCCGGUCAACAUGGGAGCUCUCUGUCCAGGUCACUGAUGCAGCGAAUGGGACGGGUGUGGACAGCGUCAGUCUCAGAGAAGGCAUCGGCACGUUGAACAUCAGCACAGCAGCUGAUAAUACAACUCUAGUGUCCUAUGUGGCUUCCUGCUGCUCACCUGAUGUGCAGCUGGUGACUGUGGAUCAAGUAGGCAACGUGGAAAUCUGCAGUUACUCUGUCCGCGCAAAUGUCACUCAGGCUGUAACAACCAGCAAUGUAACAACCAGUCCUGUAACAACCAGUCCUGUAACAACCAGCAAUGUAACAACCAGCAAUGUAACAACCAGUCCUGUAAUAACCAGCAAUGUAACAACCAGUCCUGUAACAACAGCUGUCACAGCUUCCUCUAUAAGAGUUGAUUUCUCCGGGUCUCUUUGCUUUGGUUUCUCAGUCCUGAGCUUCUUGCUACACUCUCUGAGACUGUGAUCCUGAAUUUUACAAAACAGAUUACUGGUGAUGGAAAUGCAGUAAAUAUUAUGUUCACUCUGGUGGCAGGUAUUAUAUAAUUCAUACCUAAUCAAAUGUUUAAACACUUUUUGAAGCUAAAUUAAGUCUAAGUUCUGCAGUUGAACAUUAACAAAGUUUGGUGACAAAUUAGUAUCCUUGAAAUUAAUUGUUCUAAUCUUUAUGUACUCUUCAUUAAUUAUCUUCUAAAAUCAAGUUUUAAGAAAGUAUGUAAUUCCUGACAAUAAUUAAAAUAUAAAAACUGAGUUUUUACCAAA